AACCUUGAUAUGUUAAGACCUUUGCAUAUCAGAGUAGUUUUUGAGAACCUCAAAAAACUCACACCGAAGGCAAUCUGAAAUGAAAGGAUUUGGUAAGAUCUUUAGCCAACAUACCUAAAUCCAGUUACACAAGAUUGAAGGGGAAAAAAAUCUGACGUGUCAACAAUCUGUUCAAACAUUUGAUGUCUCUCUUUAUUCCAUUUGUACCACCAAAUUCAAAUGGACGAAAUCCCGGUGAAUUUAAAAAAUAAGGUAACCCUUUCAGAUUUUACACUUUACUUCACUUACAUGAAAUAACUCAUCCAUGUAUAAAACUCCAUGGAUGUGUAAUAGUCCCUUUUCUGUUGCUGUGAUGAACCGUAAUAUCCAAGCCACCUUAGGAAAGAGUUUAAUUUUCCCAUGGGUCCAGAGUGAUACAAGAUCACCAUGCAAGUGGCAGGGCUCCAAGUGUCAGGCUAAGCAGCCUUCAGCAUGAAGCAGAGAGUGGGAAGUAGAGAUGGUGUGUGGAUGGAAAGUCUCAGGCCUGCCCCCGGGACACGUUUCUUCAGCCCAGCAGCAUUGUUUAAGUCUUCCCACAUGAUACAGCCAACUGUGAAGGAUUAAUUUCUCUGACUUCAAGCUGACAUGCUUGCUUUCUGUUGCAUGAACCAAUUCAAGAUGAAGAAAAACCCUAGUGCAGUGACCUAUGAUGACGUGCAUAUUGACUUCAGUUUUGAAGAGUGGGCUUUGCUGGAUCUUUCCCAGAAGAGUCUGUACAAAUCUGUGAUGCUGGAGACCUACAGGAACCUCACUGCUAUAGGCUACCAUUGGGAAACCCGUCCUAUUGAAGAAGGAUGUCAAAGUUCUAGAAGACAUGGAAGGCAUGAAAGAAUUUGUACUGGAGAGAAACCCUCUGAAUUCAUUCAGUGUUGUAUAGCCUUUGCAUGUCAUAGUCAUCUUCAAAGGAUUGAGAGGAAUCAUACUGGAAAGAAACCCUGUGAAGGUACUGAAUAUGGUGCAGCCCCUACACAUCCUACUGGAGAGAAAUCCUUUGAACAUAGUCAGUGUGGCAAAGCCUUUGCACAACAGAGUCAUCUCCAAAAUCAUAAAAAAAUACACAGUGGAGAGAAACUUUACAAUUGUAAUCAAUGUGGUAAAGCCUUUGGAUGUCCCAGUCAUCUUCAAGUACAUAAAAGAAAACAUUCUGGAAAGAAACCUUAUGAAUGUAAUCAAUGUGGUAAAGCUUUUACAUGUAACUAUUAUCUGCGAGUACAUAAAAGAAUACAUACUGGAGAGAAACCCUACAAAUGUAAUCAAUGUGAUAAAGCCUUUAUAAGUAACAAUCAUCUUCAAAAACAUAAAAGAACACACAGUGGAGAGAAACCUUACAGCUGUGAUCAAUGUGGUAAAGCCUUUAUAAGUAACAAUCAUCUUCAAAAACAUAAAAGAACACAUAGUGGAGGGAAACUUUACAGCUGUAAUGAAUGUGGUAAAGCUUUUAGCAGUCACAGUAAUCUCCAAAUACAUAAAAGAACACAUACUGGAGAGAAACCUUACAGCUGUAAUGAAUGUGGUAAAGCCUUUAGAAGUCACAGUAGUCUCCGAGUACAUAAAAGAACACACAGUAGAGAUUCCACACAUUCUUCUCAUUGCUCCCACCGCUCACCGUACCGAGCCUCCGCAGGCGCCCCCCAGCACUUCGCACACUCUCUUCCAGCCCUGCCAGUCCCGGGAGCCGGCGAGGCCGGCCUGGGGCGGCCCGGUGCGGGAGCACCGCGAGGAGUACCGGCUGGAGCAGCUCAGGGGCCGAAGUUUGCCGCACCAGCUCGGGCGGCCGAGGUUUGUUUCCUUGAAAAGGCUCCAGGCUUCGGCUUGGAAAAUCCAACCGCCAAAAUUGAGCCCAGCAGCUGGAGCAGCAGCGAGAGUCCUGCCGAAAACAUGGAAAGGAUGAGCGACUCGGCGGAUAAGCCGAUUGACAACGCGGAGGGGGUCUGGAGCCCUGACGUCGAGCGGAGCUUUCAGGAGGCCCUGGCGAUCUAUCCGCCAUGCGGGAGGAGGAAAAUCAUCUUAUCAGACGAAGACAAAGUGUAUGGUAGAAAUCAAUUGAUAGCCAGAUACAUCAAACUCAGGACAGGGAAGACAAGGACCAGGAAGCAGGUGUCUAGUCACAUUCAGGUUCUUGCCGGAAGGAAAUCUCGUGAUUUUCAUUCCAGCUAAAGUUCCAACACAGUGCCUUUUGUUCUGAGUCUCCUUCUACACCCAAGAAGCCCAGAACUAUCAAGGCAGAGACCCUGGAAUUUAUUAUGCAUUGCGGCCAAGGGAGAUGGACGGAGGCAGCCUUUUCACCUCACGUUUGUGUUUAAGUGAUUGCCCAGCAUGAGGAAAUAGGAAGAGGAAAGGAGGCCUUGCUCUGUCCUCACCGAGGCAGGAGUCUGUCUUGGGCAGAUUUGUUUUGUGUCCGGCUGUGGCAUGCAAUGAAGAAAAGCUCCCACCAGUGCCUCAUCCAAGCUUCCUGUGCCUCUGAUCUAUCCAGCGACUGAAUUAUUAGCUAUGCGAACUCUGCUGAGUCCUUCAUUUCUGCCCUGGGGCCCUUUGUGAUUUGAUCUUCGAACAGACCUUUCUUUCCGGUCCACCAUUCCUUCUAAUAAGCAAAUAACUUAAAGUUCAAAUAAUUGAUUUUAUUCUUUCAAAUUCAAGAACUUUUUGGAGCAUCACUCAAGUACAGCCUGCUGCAUCCAGUUAGUGUUAUCAAUAAGGCGUACUCUAGGGGAGACAGCCGUGUGGCACUCCCUGUGGUCCCUGGGCCACACGGGGAGUGGGACCUGAACAAAACACAAGGUCCCAAGCCUUGAUGGGAACCUACAUCCUUCAAGCCAUAUCUCGGGUUUGAGAAACCAUGCUGGCUUCCUUCAGGGUCCAGUCUUCAGGUUCUCUUGCAUUCAUUACAUGAAUCUUUUGGUCUCAGAGGCACAGUAGCUGAUGUGGGGUGGAAUUAGAAUCUCCGCCAGGAAUAUGGCAAUGCAGGACUGCCUUUGUGAGGGAGUCCAGCAUUGAAUCUGUUUGCCUCUCUAUGCAGGCUGAACAAGAUUCAAAGAUUUUUUUUUUUUAGGGUAAACUGAAGCAGCUCUGUUUUUAUGUUUUUAUCUAAAUUGAGAAAUCUCUUGCUAAGCUACCGCCAAGGUAUAUCAGAGAACACUCUAGAAUAACGCUGGCAACCAAGAUUGUGCACUGAAGACCAGAGCUCCUGAGCAGCAGGUCAUGGUAGGGGAAGCCUGGAUGGUGAGCCAGUGGGUUGCCAUCUUGUCUGAUCCUGGCUGCCCUUGCUCUUACUUUAGCAAGGAGGCAGAAAGGGCUCAGAAAAACUUUGUGACCUGUUUGGGGUUACAGAUCUGACCCUAAUCUUUAGCCUGUCUGGUGCCAAAGCAAGUUCUUUGCAAAGCUAUGCAGAAGGGUCCCGGUGACUUGGUGCUGUGCAUGGGUCUCUCCAGCUGGCGAAGAUGCGCAGUGAAGGCCAGCUCCCACUCCAGAGCUCAGCUGCCAGCUCCCAGACACAGGACCGAGCUCCAGACCGCAGCUGUCCCGCAUCCUCGAUUCUUAGGACCGUCUCAAGGCUCACCUACCCAGCUCCUCAUCUGCGGUUCUUUGUGAAGCCAGGGGCCUGCAUUAGAAGAAAAGAACCACUGCGGACAAUGACACAGAGCUAAACAUAGCCCUGUACAUUUGAAAAUGAACAAUGUGUAAAAGCCUUGAAAAAUUUUUUCUUUGAUGUGAAUGGAGUCUUAGGCAUUUCAGAAUACAAUGCAAUGAAUUAAUUGCUCCUCAUUAGGCAGCAAGUCAGGCCAGCGCUGAAUGUGGCUUCCCUCCUCAGUAGCUGUGGCCUGACCAGAGUCGUCCCUUUUGUGUUUGCUCCCGCCUUCUGCAAUGAUAGGCAAAUUAGAGAUCGCUGCUAGAAAACAUUCAAGUGCCCCACCCUUUGCCCAGACCACCUUAUGUUUUUGUGACGUUUAUCUGCUCGGGGGUCACGGUUAAUUAUUGCAGAGGUCACAUGUAUCCACACUGCUUGAUUAGACACAUCUGCAAAAGUAAUUCUUCGGGAAAUAUUUAAUGUUUUGUCUGGUAGAAAGAAUCCCCCCCCCCAAGCAAAUUGCUAUUUUCUCUCCCUUGUGUUAUAAUUUUAUUUGUUGGGGAAAGCAUGUUUGCAGGAAAUUAUGUAAUAGCUUAUGAGAGCUUUUUGCUCUUGGUUUCUAUGACUUCAUAUGUAUUUUCCCGUACUAGUGCUAAUUUUUCCAUAUGAAUAAAUCAGAUUGGGAUCUAAAUUCCUAGAUGAUAUAGCCCAUGAAUAAAUAAAAAAAAAAGAACACACAGUGGAGAGAAACCUUAGGAAUGCAGUGAAUAUGGUAAACCCUUUGCAUGUCAAAGUAGUCUCAGGAUAUGUAAAAGAUGUACUGGAGAGAAACCUUAUAAAUGUAAGCUAUGUGAUAAAGCCUUUGCACAUCUCAGAAGUCUCCAAAGACAUAAAAGAACACACACUGGGGAGAAACUACAAAUAUAAUAAAGGUGAUAAAGCCUUUGCUUCUAUCAACACCCUUCAAAAUCCUGAGACAAAAUUGUAUCACAGAAGAAAAACCCUAUAAAUGUGUGGCAAAAUUUUGGCACUUCAUGGUGGUCUAAAUAUGAGUAGAACUUUUAGUGUGUAAUUGGUCUGUUAAAGCCUUUGUAUAUCACAGUAAUCUUUGAGAACCUGAAAGAACUCAUACCUGUGGGAAUCUGACUAUAAAGGAUUUGGCAAUACCAUUAGCCAGCACACUUAGAUUCAAUUACACAAGAUUAUUUGUUAUGGAGAAAAAAAGAUCUGACAAAUGUCAACAAUCUGUUCAAGCAUUAUGACAUCUCUCUUUAUUUUGUUUUUAUCUGCAAACUCAUGUGACAAAAGCUCUGUGGAUUUAAGUAAGUUAACCCUUUUAGACUUCAUGCUUCAGCUACAUGAAAUAACUUAUGGGUGUGUAAUAGUGCCUUUUCUGUUGCUGUGAUAAACAUAAUGUCCAAGCCACCUUAGGAAAGAGUUUAAUUUUCCCAUGGUUCCAGAGUGAUACAAGAUCACCAUGCAAGUGGCAGGGCUCCAAGUGUCAGGCUUAGCAGCUAAAGCAGCCUUCAGCAUGAAGCAGAGAGUGGGAGAUAGAGAUGGUGUGUGGAUGGAAACUCUCAGUCCUAUUCUUCCAGCACAGUUUUAUUAUUUAAAUCUUCCUACAUGAUACAGCCAACUGUGAAGGAUCAAUUUCUCUGACUUCAAGCUGAUAUGCUUAGAACCAAUUAAAGAUGAGGAAAACCUAUAAGUAAGUGUUUAAGUGCCUAAACACCUAUGUUAUAUGCAUGAAUGUUUACUCAAAAAAAUUCAUGAGCGACAAUUUCUUUAAGGGUUUCAUUUAAUUUUAAUUAUGCAAUGUCAUUGUAUCUUUGUGUGGGGGUAUGCAUUUUAAUGCUAGUUUCCAAGAAGGUUAGAUUCUAGGAUCUUCUUGUAGCAGGAAUUACACAGGUAGUUGAUAUGUGAUGUCCUUCUUUAUAUGUGUUGCUUUUAUUGGUUCAUUAAUAAAACUGCUUUGGCGUAUGACAGGGCAGGAUAUAACCAGGCUGGACAAGAUAUAUAUAGAGAGAGUAGGUGAAGUCAGGGAGAUACAUGCUGAAACUUUCUGGUAGACUACAGCCUCAUGAUGAUACACAGAUUAUAGAAAUCUGUUAAUUUAAGACGUAAGAGUUAGUUUAUAAUGAGCCUGAGUUGAUAGGCCAAGCAAUGAAUAUUGUAAUUAAUGUAGUUUCUAUGUGAUUAUUUGGGUCUGGGUAGCCGAGAAAUGAACAAGCAGCCUCUGUCUACAGGUAGUUGUCAAAAAUCUGGCCUUGGUCCUGGGAGGGAACUUGUCAUAACUGCUCUGCCAAUCUCUAGCCUUGUACAUAUCAUCUUGAUAUCAGGAAAUGUGUAAGAACUCACAGAAGAGAAAAACCCUAUUUGUGAAAAUGAUUUUGUAAAGACAUCACAGUUGUCUUCACUUUCAAGAAAAAAAAAAUCCUGUUUCAUCUCUUUUUCAUUGUAGCCUUGAAGUAAGUAAUUAAUUUACCAUGUUUACUCAAGACUGAUGGUUUCUAUUUUGAAAUAUUUGAGGUGGAUAUUAAAAGUGUGGUUUUUUGGUGUGGUCAAUUGAUUUAAUAAAAGUUAUUGUGAUCCUCA
This is a messenger RNA of Alexandromys fortis (reed vole), 6199 nucleotides long. RefSeq names its product zinc finger protein 431-like. The record is from RefSeq and is a predicted model, not a curated record. The coding region runs from base 625 to 2196 and encodes 523 amino acids. Gene Ontology annotation, molecular function: RNA polymerase II cis-regulatory region sequence-specific DNA binding; DNA-binding transcription factor activity, RNA polymerase II-specific. Gene Ontology annotation, biological process: regulation of transcription by RNA polymerase II. Lineage: Eukaryota; Metazoa; Chordata; Mammalia; Rodentia; Cricetidae. The transcript is spliced from 4 exons.